Caenorhabditis auriculariae is the source of this 523-nucleotide messenger RNA. NCBI's taxonomy places the organism in Eukaryota, Metazoa, Nematoda, Chromadorea, Rhabditida, Rhabditidae. The record is from the annotation of a GenBank genome assembly.
AUGGGUACUUUUACUUUCAACUACUUUCUGAAAACCGCUUUUUGGGACAAGAAAGGAUACUGGGCGGCAUCAGUGGCCAUAAUAUAUUUCUCUCGUCGGUGGGAAGAAGCUGGCUACGAUAAAGUCGAAAUGAUGAAGGUUGGGAUUAGGAAAAAAUUUCAAUUCAGAGAAGGCGUCGAUCCUCUUUUUGAUAAAAGUCUUUUUGAAUCAAUUUCGACGGAUGACUGUCCACUUUUCACGCAGUAUAAUUCUAGAGUAUUAUGUUUUCACUGUUCAGUUUUUUGUUUGAACUAGAAGAAAACAUUCCUCAAAGCUUUCAAUAAGCAUAAAGUUUUUCAAUCCAUUUAAAGAUUACAUUCAACGUAUAUUAGAUAAUCAACGAUUUCCGAACAACAAUUUAGUAUAAAAAUUUUGUUUCUAGCGGACACUUUGGAUUAUAAAAGAUCGUAUUCAGGGCCACUCACGGAUGUACGCCGACCGUAUCAAGCAGAUUCCGUACCAUAACGAUGCGUGGAAAUAUUGA